Molecule: messenger RNA, 2324 nt
Organism: Esox lucius (northern pike)
Lineage: Eukaryota; Metazoa; Chordata; Actinopteri; Esociformes; Esocidae
Product: zinc finger protein 501-like
Exons: 6
Coding region: 161-1519 (452 amino acids)
Biological process (GO): regulation of transcription by RNA polymerase II
Molecular function (GO): DNA-binding transcription factor activity; RNA polymerase II cis-regulatory region sequence-specific DNA binding
Source: RefSeq, a predicted model, not a curated record
CCAAAAUGGUCAUUGAAUGUUGUGCUGUAAAUUCGGUCGGACAAAUUUAACUUUUGAUUCAUCGGCGUUCUAAAUAAUCGAUCAAGAUCUAUGGCUCUAUGCCAUAAAACUGAAGAUCGUGUGUGGAACAUUUAAUCUUAAAAGUAUUAGUCAGUCAGUGAUGAUGGAGGAUGAAAGUCAGAUGUUGAAGCUGAAUAUCAAAGAGGAAGAGGAAGAAGAGGUGGAUCAUUUGAUUAACCAGAACUUUUCUGUAGUUGUGAAGGAUGAAAAUUUUACUUGGGAGUCACCUCAAUUUGACUGUAACCAUGGUGACCAGAGGAUAAAAAUCAAGGAGGAAGAGGUGGACCAUUUGAUUUAUCAAAACUUUUCUGUAGUUCUAAAAGAAGAAGAAGAGGUACCUGGCAUAUUGAGUCUCGACUUUAACCAUAAUGAUCUGCCCAUGUUGGACCCAAACAUGGAGUCGGUUAAGAUGGAGGAGCUGAGUGCUGAAGUCAAAGGAGAGGAGCCAGAAGUCCGAGCUCAUGAUCAUUCUGGAGUUCUGAAAGGACAAAAGGACGAGGAAACACAGGAUUGUUCUCACCCUGGAGGAUGCCCAAACAUUAGCUCGGAUUGUGGAGAAAAUUCCUUAUCAGAGCAGACGCCUAUGAAGGACUCAAAGAAUCCUCACUGCUGCACAGAAUGUGGCAAGUCUUUCUCCUUGGCAAGGCAAUUAACAAGACACCAGCUCACGCACACUGAAGAGAAGCAUUACCAUUGCUCUGACUGUGAAAAGAGAUUUCGUGAAAAGGGGAGUUUGGUAAGACAUCAGAGAAUACACACAGGUGAGAAACCUUAUAGCUGCUCUGAGUGUGGGAAGAGUUUUAAUCGAAAUCAAUACUUGGUACAACACCAGAGAAUGCAUACAGGGGAGAAGCCUUACCACUGCCCUGACUGUGGGAAGAAUUUCAGUCAACAUUCAACCUUGCUACAUCAUCAAAGAAUGCAUAAAGGAGAAAAACCUUACAAGUGCCCUGACUGUGGUAAGAGUUUCAGUCAAAAUUUCCAGGUGGUACAACAUCAGAGGAAACACACAGGGGAGAAACCAUUCAGCUGCUCUAACUGUGGGAAGCGAUUCAGUCAACAUCAAGACAUGGUUCAGCAUGAGAGGAUACAUACAGGGGAGAAACCAUAUACCUGCUCAGAUUGUGGAAAGAGCUUCAGUCAACAUUCAACCUUGGUACAACAUCAGAGAAUUCAUAAAGGGGAAAAACCUUAUAAAUGCACUGACUGUGGGAAGAGCUUCAAUCAGCAUUCGAACUUGGUGCUACAUCAGAGAACACACACAGGGGAGAAACCCUAUAGCUGCACUGACUGCGGGAAGAGUUUCAGUCAAAAUUCGAACUUGGUAAAACAUCAUAGAACACACACAGGGGAGAAACCUUUUAGCUGUCCUGUCUGUGGAAAGACUUUCUCUUGGCCUUCUACUCUUAAGAAGCACCAGUGCCGAAAACACUGUGGAAUAGCCUUACAUCUGUCUUGACUGUCACCUGGAUACUUGAAUGAUACAUGUAGUACUUCAUAAUUUUCAGGAAAUUGUGUCCAAUGAUUAAAUGCAUUGCUGCAAUGUCACAGGUGCAGUACCCUUAGACAGUUGCCCGAAUGAGUCGAAUCUGAAAACAUUCCUCUCAUAUCAGGAGAAGGCAAGUUAGUGAUGCCUUUUACACAUUAAACUUGACACAGCAACUGAACCUGACACACCAAGGAGCAUACAGAUGUUCUGAAAACAACAGUAGCAGCUUUAAAGAAACAUUGACCUGACUCCAGCGGUGGCCACAGUAUUAAAAAAUGCCAGAAAAUGUAUGGGAACAGUGCCUAAGCUAAUGGCACCAUGGAGGAAAUGGAAAGGUAGAGAAUAAAUUGGUGUCUGCCAAUUUUCAUGUUGCUACAUCCCUAAUUGGUAUGUGAUCAUUUAGAAAGCCCUUUCUGCUAACUCCCUCUCUGUCUCUGCAACCUGCUCAGAUUCGCCUUUAGUAGUAGCAGUACCCAGAUGCUGUUUAGGUGGUGACCAUGGCUUUUACUGAUUAGGCAACACUGCCUUCUCCUAUUUUAUACCAGAGGCUGGGAAAAGACUACCAUUGUGAUUGAAGUAGAUGUGAUUUAAUCAGUUCAGAAACGGAUUCUCUGUUCAGGAGCGUCACGGUUUCCUGACUGCUGAGUCAAGCUGUUGUGUUGAUUAUGAUGUGUUUUUGCAUUCAUGUAAUGUGGUAUUUAUUGCUGCUGCCUUAUUGGCCAAGUGUUGUGAAGAGCCUUUAUAAUUGGUCUCUUCCUGAUUAAAUAAACAUAUA